Asterias rubens (European starfish) is the source of this 832-nucleotide messenger RNA. Its product is annotated as acyl-CoA-binding protein-like. Gene Ontology annotation, molecular function: fatty-acyl-CoA binding. NCBI's taxonomy places the organism in Eukaryota, Metazoa, Echinodermata, Asteroidea, Forcipulatida, Asteriidae. Bases 178 to 450 code for a protein of 90 amino acids. Gene Ontology annotation, biological process: fatty acid metabolic process. The transcript is spliced from 4 exons. The record is from RefSeq and is a predicted model, not a curated record.
CUUACUAAUCACAUGUGUCGCGCAGUUUGCAUUGUUGUUUCGCAGCCUCAUUAUCAAGUGUAAUCAGAAACAGUAGCCACGCCUAUCUCCGCCGGCCAACAAGAACUUUUUAUUGAAGGUGCUUCGCCUACCCUUCUGUAUUGUAUUUGUACUCAACAUCAAAGUUCUAUCUUCAACAUGGCUGGAUCCGACAAGUUUGUUGUAGCUGCAGAAGAGAUCAAGCGUCUUAGUAAACUGCCUGACAAUCAAGAGUUGCUUGAUACGUACAAGUAUUAUAAGCAAGUCACUGUAGGAGACUGCAAUACUGAUAGACCUGGUAUGUUGGACCUGAAGGGUAAAGCUAAAUGGGACGCAUGGAACGGUAUUAAAGGAAUGACCAAGGAGGAAGCUGACCGUCUAUAUGUGGAAUACGUGGAGAAAUUGAAGACAAAAUAUGGCCUUUCAGCCUAAUUCAUAUCUGGGAUAGAUAGGUUUUUAAAUGAGAAUUGGUUUAAAUUUAUAAAUGUUUUGGUUGUCAGGUUGUAGGGACAAGAACAAAUUUAGUAGAUUUUUGAAGCUGCUUGAAAUGAAUUUUAAACUUUUGUACGACACAAAACACCAUGUCCAGAGAUUUAUCGAUAGUGCAACAUCAACAACUAAAACAUUGCAUAUUUUUGUUUCAUAACGCGAGUUAUCAGUUUCACAAUUAAACAUUGGUUAGAGAAUUUCUUUAUGACGUGCAAAUAUUUGUUUUGUGAAAACGUUGAAAUAUCUUAAUUUAUAUAGAAAAGUUUGCGGUAACACCAUGUAAUAACAAUCUCUAAAUGAGUUGGGGUGGUUCUGAAAAGAACCG